Molecule: messenger RNA, 2106 nt
Organism: Marchantia polymorpha subsp. ruderalis
Lineage: Eukaryota; Viridiplantae; Streptophyta; Marchantiopsida; Marchantiales; Marchantiaceae
Source: the annotation of a GenBank genome assembly
GCCUCGUCGCGGGCUCGACACUGGGAGCGCUCGGAGGAAGUUGGCAGCUCGCAGGUGCGGAAUUUCGAGCGGGGAAUUGUCGCGGCAGGUGUGCAGGUGAAGAAGAAGCGAUCGUGGAUUCGUGUGAGCAAUUUUGCUGAAGCAUGCGAUCUCGGUGCGGGGACUGGGUGAGGUGAACGGCCUCUUCCCGUCGUGCUUGAAGUCGUGGCAGAGCGAUCUCUCUCUCUCUCUCUCUCUUUGCUUGGAGCCUCGACUUGAGUUUGGGUCGUUUUGCAGUUUGGAUGACAGGUUUAAGGAACCCACUCGCUUGCAGAUUCUGUUCUAUGAGGGUUUACAUCUAUUAGGGCGUGCAGACACAGCUGAUUUGCGUACUGGAUAUUUCAAUCCGCUUAAUUCCCUGAAAUUCGUUUCACAGGUUCUGGGGAAUUGAAUCAGAGCAUCGGAAUCUCCAGUUAGGGAAGGUAAAGGAGACUGAUACACUAACUGAGGUCAGUGUGAAAGGCAUGGUUUUAAUCGCCAGGUAGGAUGGGUAUGCUUAGCGCUCAGCUGCAGCACCAUAUAUCAUCGGGUUUAUCAGUGAAGGGGAAAGCUGGUCAGAAUGGAACAUGGUCGAAUUCUCGUCUCUGCCUAUCUUGUUUGGCUUUCCCUUUCCCCGCAGAAUCAAGUAGUUUUCCUACCAGAGGAAGGAUUGGACACGACAGUAAGAAUGAAGGCUUUGGCGUACAGUUUGCGUUGUACAGCCUGAAUCGAUCUGGAUUGGUUGGAUAUGGAUAUAAGCUGAGGUCUGGCAGAAGACCACGCUCUUUGAAUUCAGGAUUUUUGAGCCACUUUGGCAUGGCAAGCGCCGAGAGGUUUAGGCUACAGUCUACGAGGAGCAACAGCUCGUCUCCCACGACCAUGUCAUCGGUUGAUCGCGUUGGUGAAACUCCGAGUGAUGGUUAUUUUGAUGGUGGCUCGGCAAGUCAUCAAUUGUCUUCAACUGUUACCCUCCCGGCCAUGAUUCCACAGAGUUUGCGACUCAAGCAGUUGUCAAUAAUUGAACAAGCGUUUCUACUUCUAGGUCUCAUAGCAUGUGUGACUUCGUUUGCCCUGUUUGCCCUCAUCAUCACUGCCAUCCCGACCCUGAAUGCUAUGAGAAAAGCUGCAGUAUCAAUGGAAAAGUUGGCAGAAGUUGCUCGAGACGAGUUGCCAGGAACGAUGGCGGCCAUCCGAUUGUCAGGAAUGGAGAUCAGUGACCUCACCCUGGAGUUGAAUGAUCUGAGUCAAGAGAUAUCAGACGGGAUGAAGAGCUCGGCUAGAGCUGUACAAGCUGCUGAAGUUGGAUUACGACAGAUGGGUCAAGUAGCUGCCUCUCAGACUCUGGCUAUGCUCCAAGAGAGAGCCAGUGUGCCCGUUGAGGUCGUGAGGCCUGCUGUUGUCAGUGCUGCAGCAACCACACUCCAGGCUGUAGCGCAGGCUCAACAGAUGGUACUCAAUCUGGUAACUUAUCCUCGGAGCUGGCUGGGAGGCAAAGGGAAUCAAGAAGAAAAGCAGAAGUCUAUAAAUUUGGAGGCGACUCCGGAAACUUCUCCCUCGGCUACUAUGGUGCAGACACAAGAAAUACCACAAACGCAACCUCUAGAAGAAUCAACUUUUCUACCUUACGAAAGUGAAAUGUCCGAGUACGCGUCGUCUGAUGCCUAUCUCCGACCGGACGAAUCUGAUUUUCUAUUGUUUGAUGAAGUAGACUCGGACGAGGAUGGAGAAGAAGACGGUGACAGACCUAAACAGGAAGACUCAAAGAAGUAGCUACAGCUGUGAUCCCCUCAGAUCUUCUUUUCCAGCAUCAAUGUUACCACAUCUUGUAUAGGGCAUUCAUCCAGCCAUAGGCACGAACACACAUAUGUGCAGUUGUAUUAUCAGAUCAGGAAGAAUUAUGAUUAGAAGCACGUCUAGCAAGGUUCAGAUACUAGUAAGGGCACCAGUUCGUGUUCUGUAUGUACCAUUAAGACUGACGGAAUUACGUGGACUUGGCAGAACAGUUGAUGCUUCAGGAAAAUGCUAAUUGUGAAAUCUAGCUAUGUAAUCAAUUCGAUGUUCUUAUGCAAUAUGAGAUGUACACUAUCU